AGGGCUCGGGCGGGAGGGCUGGGCGUGCAGGAGGAGGACGUGUCCCGCUGGGGGCUGACAGGCAUUAAGCUUCGUCCAUAUCAAUUAGAUGGUGUAAACUGGCUGGUGCAAUGCUACCAAGUCCAGCGUGGCUGUAUCCUGGGUGACGAGAUGGGUCUUGGGAAGACUUGUCAGACUAUUUCUCUUCUUCUUUACUUGACAAAAAAAUUAACAAACAAAGAGAGAUUCCUGAUACUUUGUCCUCUGUCUGUUCUGACUAACUGGAAGGAGGAACUGGAGAGGUUUGCUCCAGGUCUCUCCUUUGUGACAUACAUUGGCAACAAGGAGGAGCGAUCCGAACUGCAGCAGAACCUGAAAGAGCAAUCUCACUUCCACGUGCUGUUAACAACAUAUGAGAUUUGUCUGAAAGAUGCAGCAUUUCUCAAAUUUUUUGACUGGGCUGCCUUGGUUGUAGAUGAAGCUCACAGACUGAAAAAUCAGAACUCUCUGCUUUACAAAACACUUACUGAGCUCUCAAUAGGUUUCAGCCUGCUACUCACAGGCACUCCAAUCCAGAACAGCCUCCAAGAACUCUACUCCUUACUCAGCUUUAUUGAACCUGAUAUUUUUCCUAGAAAACAAGUGAAAGAGUUUGUUGAGUAUUACCAAGCAAUUGAAAAGGAGAGUGAGCCAGCCAAAGAAUUGCACAAUCUUCUGCAACCAUUUUUGCUUCGAAGAGUCAAGUCCGAGGUGACUGCAGACCUUCCAAAGAAGGUGGAAGUAGUUUUGUACCAUGGAAUGUCAGCUCUGCAGAGGAAGUACUACAAAGCUAUUUUGACAAAAGAUCUAGAUGCAUUUGAAGGUGGAACAGGAAGGAAGGUUACACUUCAGAAUGUCUUAAUACAGCUUCGGAAGUGUGUUGCCCACCCAUACCUUUUCAAUGGUGUUGAGCCAGAGCCCUUUGAGAUUGGAGAUCACAUUGUUGAAGCCAGCGGCAAACUGUGUUUGUUGGAUAAACUGCUUUCAUUCUUGUAUGAUGGUGGCCAUCGUGUCUUGCUCUUUUCUCAGAUGACUAAACUGCUUGACAUUCUGCAAGACUACAUGGACUACAGAGGCUAUAGCUACGAGCGGCUGGACGGUUCUGUAAGAGGUGAAGAGAGACACCUUGCCAUUAAGAACUUUGGUCAACAGCCCAUCUUUGUCUUCCUGCUGAGCACCAGAGCAGGAGGAGUUGGCAUGAACCUGACGGCAGCAGAUACAGUUAUUUUUACUGACAGUGAUUUUAACCCACAGAACGACUUGCAAGCAAUAGCAAGAGCUCACCGGAUUGGGCAGCAUAAGCCUGUAAAAAUUAUUCGCUUGAUUGGACGAGAUACAGUUGAAGAAAUAAUCUACCGAAGAGCUGCUUCCAAGCUUCAACUAACAAAUGCCAUUGUAGAGGGAGGUCAGUUUGCCUUGGGAGUACACAAACCUCAGGAAGCAUCAGAUUUACAGCUGAGUGAAAUCCUGAAAUUUGGCUUAGAUAAAUUGCUGUCCUCUGAGGGAAGUACUGUCCAGGAUGUGGAGCUGGAAAACAUCCUUGGAGAAACAAAAGCAGGGAAGUGGGUAAUGGAUGUUGUCCUGCCAUGUGAAGAAGAGAAGAAGGAGGAUGACACAGAAAAUCACAUGUAUGUGUAUGAAGGCAAAGAUUAUUCAAAAGAACCCAGCAGAGAAGAUAAAAAAGCAUUUGAUCAGCUUUUGGAUCUUCAGAAAGCCUUGACCGAAGAGACCAGUAAAGAAGGGAGAGCUCUCCGAAACAAAGCAAAUACUCUUCUUACAGGCCUCAGGGACCAGUCAACAAGGAGGAAACACUUGUUGAGUGCAGAGGAGCUGGAGACUAGGAGGAAGAAGCGUCAAGAAGCAGCUGCAAAGAGAGCAAGGCUUAUGGAGGAAAGGAGAAAGGCAAAAGCAGAGGCAGAGCACAUGAAAAAGAUGGCUUGGUGGGAGUCAAAUCAUUACACAUCUACGUGUCUCCCUUCAGAGGAAAGUGAGUCUGAGGAAGAGUUUGAGGAGGGAGAGGCUGAGCUGAAUGUAGAUUUGGAUUACAGAGAUGUGGACCUAAACUGUAUCAAGUACGUCAUGGGAGAUGUCACCCACCCCAAAGCAGAAGAGGAGGAUGCCAUUAUUGUCCACUGCCUAGAUGACUCUGGUCGCUGGGGAAGGGGUGGUUUGUUUACAGCUCUGGUGAGUCGUUCUGAUCAGCCAAGAAGAAUAUAUGAGAUGGCAGGGAAGAUGAAAGACCUGCAGUUAGGAGGGACCCUAUUAUUUCCCAUUGAUGAUAAAAAAUCCAGGAGAAAAGGACAAGACUUGUUGGCCUUGAUUGUAGCUCAGCACCGGGAUCGGUCCAACAACUUGUCCGGCAUUAAGCUGUCUGCUUUGGAAAAGGGCCUGAAGAAGAUUUAUUCAGCAGCUAAGAAAAGGAAUGCAACAGUGCACUUUCCACGUAUUGGGUAUGCAACAAAAGAUUUCAACUGGUAUGGUACUGAACGGCUCAUCCACAAGUACUUGGCAGCACGGGGUAUCCCCACACUCGUAUACUACUUCCCCAGAAAUAGAGGGUCUGCUUCACAACCAUCUUCAUCAGUAACAGCCUGAAAGCCAUGAAGACACAAAAUUUUACUGAGAAACAUGCACAAAACCCAAGGAUCGUUUUAACUUCACGUAGACAGUCUUCAGUAUGCAUCCACUUCAGAAACAUAUCUUACACAGCCUUUUCUUAUCUCUGUACCUCUCUGCUUUUAUUGGUCAUAACAUUUAUGUAUUGUCAAUGGCUCUAAAAUGGAAUUACACUGCUUCAGAGUUCAAAGAAACUUGGGACAAGGAUGCUGGCACGAUCCUAAAUCUGUUUUGAAGAUGGAAAAUUAAACUUUCAUCUAUGGUCACUAGUUAUCUCUUACAUUAUUUUAUUUCUGGGGCUUGGAAUGCAGUAUCACUAGUUAGCAGCUCAUUCAUCUUCAGAAAAGCAUUCAUUUCUUACAUAAGUAGGCACAUAUUUGUGUUUACACCCAAUGAUAUUUGCAUGGUAGAAAGCACACACGCAACCCUUUGGACCAAUCAGAGGAUUGGGAACAUGUAAAAAACAGUAUCAUACCUCGGAAUGAAUUAAAGAGACUGGCUAAGCAUGGAAAUAAUCA
Messenger RNA from Lagopus leucura (white-tailed ptarmigan), 3152 nucleotides. RefSeq names its product chromodomain helicase DNA binding protein 1 like (gene CHD1L). The record is from RefSeq and is a predicted model, not a curated record. Gene Ontology annotation, cellular component: nucleus. The transcript has 23 exons. Gene Ontology annotation, biological process: chromatin remodeling; DNA repair. The coding region runs from base 151 to 2613 and encodes 820 amino acids. NCBI's taxonomy places the organism in Eukaryota, Metazoa, Chordata, Aves, Galliformes, Phasianidae. Gene Ontology annotation, molecular function: ATP-dependent chromatin remodeler activity; ATP binding; DNA helicase activity.